Anoplopoma fimbria (sablefish) is the source of this 768-nucleotide messenger RNA. It is a transcript of the gene pgam2, whose product is annotated as phosphoglycerate mutase 2 (muscle). The record is from RefSeq and is a predicted model, not a curated record. The transcript has 3 exons. Gene Ontology annotation, molecular function: intramolecular phosphotransferase activity. The coding region runs from base 1 to 768 and encodes 255 amino acids. Gene Ontology annotation, biological process: glycolytic process. Lineage: Eukaryota; Metazoa; Chordata; Actinopteri; Perciformes; Anoplopomatidae.
AUGGCAGCUGCCCAUCGUUUGGUUAUUGUCCGCCACGGCGAGAGCGCCUGGAACCAAGAGAACCGCUUCUGCGGCUGGUUCGACGCCGACCUCAGUGAGAAGGGUCUGGGGGAGGCCAAGCGUGGAGCCCUGGCCAUCAAGGAGGCAGGCCUCAAGUUUGACGUGUGCUAUACCUCCGUGCUGAAACGUGCCGUCAAGACCCUGUGGACCAUCAUGGAGGGCACGGACCAGAUGUGGCUGCCCGUGAUUCGCACCUGGCGCCUGAAUGAGCGUCACUACGGAGGCCUCACCGGCCUCAACAAGGCCGAGACAGCCGAGAAGCACGGAGAGGAGCAGGUGAAGAUCUGGCGCCGCUCCUUUGACACCCCACCUCCACCCAUGGACAAGGAUCACCCUUACAACAAAAUCAUCAGUGAGUCCCGGCGCUACAAGAAUCUGAAGCCCGGUGAGCUCCCCACAUGUGAGUCACUGAAAGACACUAUUGCCCGCGCACUGCCUUUCUGGAAUGACGUCAUCGCGCCUGAAAUCAAGUCGGGGAAGAACGUUAUCAUCGCUGCCCACGGCAACAGCCUCCGUGGCAUCGUCAAGCACUUGGAGGGUAUGUCCGAUGCGGCCAUCAUGGAGCUGAACCUGCCCACAGGAAUUCCAAUUGUGUACGAGCUGGACGCAAACCUGAAACCAAUAAAGCCCAUGGCUUUCCUCGGUGAUGAGGAAACCGUAAAGAAGGCCAUGGAGGCCGUGGCCGCCCAGGGCAAAGCCAAGAAGUAA